Molecule: messenger RNA, 1168 nt
Organism: Aspergillus wentii DTO 134E9
Lineage: Eukaryota; Fungi; Ascomycota; Eurotiomycetes; Eurotiales; Aspergillaceae
Product: glycoside hydrolase family 5 protein
Exons: 5
Coding region: 1-1008 (335 amino acids)
Biological process (GO): glucan catabolic process
Molecular function (GO): hydrolase activity, hydrolyzing O-glycosyl compounds
Source: RefSeq, a predicted model, not a curated record
AUGAAGCUGAACAACAUCCUCCUCUAUGCCACUCUGGCUGUUUCAACAGCAGCAGCUCCUCUCAAGGAAACAAAACGAUCCUCAGUCUUUCAAUGGCUUGGAACCAACGAAUCCGGCGCCGAAUUCGGUGAAAACAACCUCCCAGGCCAAUGGCUGAUGAACCAGGGAACCGAUUACAUCUUUCCCGACCCCUCAACUAUCAACACCCUGAUUGAUAAAGGGAUGAACAUCUUCCGAGUCCAGUUUAGGAUGGAACGAUUGGCUCCGAGUGGGAUGACAGGAGGGUUUGAUGAGGAUUAUUUGCGGAAUUUGACGACUGUUGUUGAGGCGAUUACAGAGAAGGGGGUGUAUGCGAUUGUGGAUCCGCAUAAUUACGGGCGAUUCAAUGGGGCUGUGAUUACCAGCACUGAGGACUUUCAGACGUUCUGGAAGAAUGUCGCUGGAUUAUUUGCGAGUAAUGAUCACGUUAUUUUUGAUACGAACAAUGAAUACCACGACAUGGACCAAACCCUCGUCGUCAACCUCAACCAAGCCGCCAUCAAUGGCAUCCGCGCCGCUGGAGCCACCACGCAGUACAUCUUCGUCGAAGGCAACUCAUGGAGUGGCGCGUGGAGCUGGACCGAGAUCAACGACAGCAUGAAGGACCUCACCGACCCACACGAUAAGAUCGUGUAUGAGAUGCACCAGUAUCUGGACUCGGACGGGUCAGGAACGUCAGAAACAUGCGUGUCGGAGACUAUUGGGGCGGAACGAGUCAGCAGCGCAACGCAGUGGCUGAAGGAGAAUGGCAAAGUGGGGAUUCUGGGGGAGUUUGCGGGGGGCGUGAAUGAAGUCUGCAGGAGUGCUUUACAGGGCAUGUUGAGCCAUUUGGGGGAGAAUACGGAGGUGUGGAAGGGGGCUGUUUGGUGGGCUGCUGGGCCUUGGUGGGGGGAGUAUAUGUUUAACCUGGAGCCUACGGGGGGAGUGGCGUAUACGGGGAUGAUGGAUGUUCUGGAGGAGUAUUUGUGAUUGAAUAAAUAUAGGGCAUCUGAUCGACUGAGAUAUUUUGGUGAACAGUGGGUUCGGUCCACUCCCGAGUUUUCAGUAGGGCUAGUAGUGAAUUCUAUAAAUUCCAUCUCAAGAAUAACACUAGAGAGAAAUAGAAUAGAGUAGAGAAAUCUAACAUCAC